Chelmon rostratus (copperband butterflyfish) is the source of this 1104-nucleotide messenger RNA. RefSeq names its product deoxythymidylate kinase (thymidylate kinase) (gene dtymk). The record is from RefSeq and is a predicted model, not a curated record. The transcript has 5 exons. NCBI's taxonomy places the organism in Eukaryota, Metazoa, Chordata, Actinopteri, Chaetodontiformes, Chaetodontidae. Gene Ontology annotation, molecular function: ATP binding; dTMP kinase activity. Gene Ontology annotation, cellular component: mitochondrion; cytoplasm; cytosol. Gene Ontology annotation, biological process: dUDP biosynthetic process; dTTP biosynthetic process; dTDP biosynthetic process. The coding region runs from base 128 to 766 and encodes 212 amino acids.
GUGUCAGUAAAAGGCGGGUAAAUGUAGUUGAGCAUCCUGCUGCUGUGUUUGAGUCUUAGCUUCAGAUAGAAGUUCGUCUUUACCUUGUUGUCGGCUCCAGGACAGCGCUGACAGCCCGUCGGCAGCGAUGGCGGGUAAGAGAGGAGCGCUCAUCGUGCUGGAGGGAGUAGACAAAGCCGGGAAAACGACGCAGUGCAAGCGGCUGCUCCAGGCGCUGCAACAGAGCGGCCGGCCGGCGGAGAUGAUGAGGUUUCCCGACAGGACCACGACCAUUGGACAGCUGAUAAGCGCCUACCUGGAGAACAAAAGUGAUUUGGAGGACCACACAGUGCACCUGCUGUUCUCUGCAAACCGCUGGGAAAUGGUGCCUUUAAUGAAGAAGAAGCUGGAGCAGGGCACCACUCUGGUGGUGGAUCGGUACGCCUUCUCUGGAGUUGCUUUCACCAGUGCCAAGCCGGGUUUCUGUCUGGACUGGUGCAAGAAACCUGAUGUGGGAUUGCCAAAGCCGGACCUUGUAAUGUUUCUGCAGCUCAGUCCAUCUGAGGCUGCUCUCAGAGGUCGGUUUGGAGAAGAGAGAUAUGAGACCAGUAGUUUCCAAAGAACGGUUCAACAGAAAUUUGAAGAGCUGAUGAAGGAUCGUUCAGUCAACUGGCAGGUAAUUGAUGCUUCUCAGAGUGUUGAGGAUGUGCACAAGGACAUCACAACCCGCAGCCUUAAUGCCAUCAACACAGCUCAGAACCUUCCACUGGGAGAGCUGUGGAAGUGAAGCUGAACCGGUCUGACUGAAACAGCUUUGACACAAAGACCGUCUGUUUUAUAAUAACUAUAAUAAUAGUAAUAGCUAUAAUAAUAAAUGACUCUUGUGCACAUUUUGAGCACACAGACUGAUUUCAGCCUCCUCCUCACUUGCUGUCGUUUGUUUGAAUACAGAAGGGAAACGUCUCGAGUCUGAUCUGAUCCUGUCUUGAAAUUGAGUAGAACCGUUGUCCAUCAGAUUCUGACUUUAUUUUGAGUUUUUAAAUCCUCUUACAUGGUCUAUUGUUUUUUUCACCUGUCUAUAUAUUGUGUUGAUUAAAUAAAUAAUCUUCAAAAGAACUAGUGUAU